AAGGGGAACAGCAUUCCUCUGGUGAGAGGGUAAUAUUUUUGUUACCAUCAGCAAGUGCUUCCCAAGCGGCAUCAGGCUGUUCUGCCACCGCUUUGCGCUGUUUUAAUCUCUUGGGCCAGGUCUCCUUGAAGUGUUCCAGUCAUGGCUUCCAAAGUCAUACCUUGGUAUAAGAGGAAGCAUGUGAGCCAAGUCAAAACUGACUAUGCCUAUCAUCACACUAAGCAUGUUGUCAAGCAGCAGACAGAAAGGAAAUCAAGCUCUAAGUCGGUGAGCAAGGUGCAGGCCCAGGCCACAGAGGCUAUGGCAGAACCAGCAUAUACCAUCCCGGCCUUCCGGCAGAGGGAAACUGAAGACACUGAGGAGUAUCAGAGAGUGACCACACAUGUUGGGAAAGGACUGGCUGUUAUUCAGCAGGAGCUCCACAGGAUAAGGAUGGCCACCAAGGCCCAAGUGGACAGUCUAACUAUCCAGAAGGAGGUGAAGGACAUGAUGAAGAAGAAGGUGGAAUCGGAGGAAAUUCCCAAGAUGCCGGACUUCCUGGUGGCCCUGCGGCCCCACACUGUGUGGGAAAAGACCCCCGUCAAGCUUUUUUGCACUGUGGAGGGAAACCCUCGGCCCAUUGUGAAAUGGUAUAAAGGAGAAGCACCGAUCGACCCUCUGAGUGCUCCAGGAAAAUACAAGAUAGAGAGCAAGUAUGGAGUCCACAGUUUGAUCAUUAGCAGGUGUGUUGUGAGCGACACAGCUGAGUACAGUGCAGUGGCCACCAACCAGCAUGGCACCGCUACCAGCAAGGCUACAGUUACCGUGAAAAGACCAGGAGGAGCUGCAGAGUCCUGUCAGCUUGGUUUAGUUCCCCAUCUGACUGAGAUCCAUCCCAGUAAGCUGGAGGUCGCCCUGCUCGACAGGUUCCCGGUUAGUUUUGGUGUGGAAGGCAGUUCCAUCAAACUGAAGUGUACUAUGGUGGUAGUCCCCGACCUCCCCAAUGUACCACCCCUCGCCCAGUGGUACAGAGAUGAUAAACUGCUGAAAGCGAGCACGCUGGCAGAGAUGUCAGUGGGUGGAGGUGCAGCCAGUCUGACUCUGCCUCACCUGGCCAAGGAUGACGAGGGUCUCUACACUCUCCGCAUCUUCACAAAGGAUGGCACCACCGAGCACAGCGCCUACCUGUUUGUCUUAGAUGCUGUCCCUUCUGCAGCCGGAGCCCCCGGUGCACCAAUGAGCGUAAAGGUGUAUGACGUUAACUCGGAUUAUGUGCUGGUUGCCUGGAAACCUCCCAACACCGUUAAUGAGGCUCCAAUCACUGGAUACUUUGUGGAUCGGCGUGAGGUUGGAACUGAUAACUGGGUCCAGUGCAAUGAUGCUCCAGUAAAGGUCUGUAAAUAUCCGGUUCAUGGCCUCCGUGUGGGACAUUCCUACCACUUCCGAGUCAGAGCCGUGAACAACGCUGGCAUCAGCAGGCCGUCACGCAAGUCGGACAAGGUGAUGGCCAUUGAUGCUGCUGAGAGCGAGAGACUGCAAGUGAUUAAAAUUGAAGGGAAAUAUGAUAUAGUGAUCAAGAAUGAUGAACUGGAAGGCUACGUAACUAUCCCUGGUGAGCCCACCGACGUGCAUGCAUCAGAGAUUUUCAAAUCAUAUGUGGUGCUGAGCUGGAUGCCUCCUAGCCCUCGCGGACGAGCUCCGCUGUGGUACGUCAUCGAAAAGUGCUUAGCAGGCACUGGAGCAUGGCAGCGUAUCAACACUGCAGUAAAACUCAACUCCCCGCGUUACCCAGUUUUUGAUUUGCAAGAUGGACAAAAGUACCAGUUCCGAGUGUAUUCAGUCAACCUGUACGGCUCCAGCGAGGCGUCGGCGCCCUCUGAGCCCAUCCAGAAGGUUGAUGGAGAUGGCGUCCCCUCUGCUCCCGGUCAGGUUGUCGCUACCAGGAACACCAAGUCCUCGGUGUUCGUACAGUGGGAACCUCCCAAACAUCUGAAACAUCUGGUGGGAUAUUACAUUGAUGGCCGCGUGGCUGGAUCCAAGGAGUGGUUCCCUUGUAACCACAAACCCUUCAAACAUAACAGGUUUGUGGUCCACGGUCUGAUCCCGGGGGAGACCUACACCUUCCGAGUCCAAGCCGUCAACAUCUUCGGCCUCAGUGAGGAGUCUCAGGAGUCUUCUCCCAUCGCUGUGGAGCCUGCCCUCGCCACUCCCAGCGCUCCGUAUGGCAUCACCAUGCUGAGCUGCGACGGCUCCUCCAUGGCUCUAGCCUGGAAAAGCCCCAAACACUGCGGCGGCUCCAAGGUCAACGCCUACUACAUUGACAAGCGUGAUGCUGACACUUUGGUGUGGAAGGAGGUCAACCUGUCUGCCGUCACAGAGAGAAUCUGCACUGUGGACAACCUGACAGAGGGAACAUUUUACGAGUUCAAAGUCCAGGCUGGGAACCUGGCUGGUGUUGGUUUGGCAUCAGCUCCCAGUGCCCCCAUGAAAUGUGAAGCUUGGACCAUGGAGGAGCCAGGCCCUGCCUAUGAUCUGAGCUUCAGUGAGGUCAGGGGUCACUCUCUGGUCAUCCUGUGGAAGGCUCCAGUUUAUAUUGGGGCAAGUGCUGUCACCGGAUACUUUGUGGACAUGGCCAAGAAGGGCUCCUCUGAGUUUGUCACUCUGAACGAGGAAGCUGUGAACCAUCGUUACCUGCAGGUGACUGGACUGGUGGAAGGAGAAAGCUAUGUGUUUAAAGUUCGAGCUAUCAAUGCAAAUGGAGUUGGAAAGGCUUCCCAGCUGUCUGAGCCAGUCUGUGCCAAGGCGCUUCCAGGCACUAAGGAGAUCGUGGCGGGUGUGGAUGAGGAGACUGGAGACGUCUUCCUGUCAUUUGAAGCCUGUGAGAUCUCUGAGACAUCAAAGUUCCUCUGGUCGAAGAACUACAAAGCCAUCGGUGACUGUCCCAGGGUUUCCAUGACAAAAAAAGGCAGAACCUCCAGACUGACCUUUAACAACCCCGAUAAGGAUGAUCUGGGCAGAUACUCGGUGGUCGUCACAGACACAGAUGGAGUCUCAGCCAGCCACAGUCUGACUGAGGAUGCUUUGAACACCAUGCUGGAGCUCAGCUAUGCCAUCAGACAUCCAAUUGUUCCUCUGAAACACGGCCUGAACUAUGAGAUCCUGGAGAAAGGUCAUGUGCGUUUCUGGCUGCAGGCUGUCAAACUGUCUCCAUCCGUGUCCUACAGGUUCAUUGUUAACGACAAAGAGGUCACCAGUGGGGAGGGUCAGAAGAUCAGCCAUGAUGUGGCUACAGGAGUUAUCCAGAUGACCGUUGAUCUUUUUACCAGAGCCAACGAGGGAACAUACACCGUCCAGAUCCACGACGGCAAGGCCAAAAACCAGAGCUCCCUGGUCCUGGUGGGAGAUGUGUUCAGAGCUGCUCUGAAGGAGGCAGAGUUCCAGAGGAAGGAGCACAUCAGGAAGCAGGGUCCACAUUUCUCCGAGUAUCUCUACUUCACCGUCACAGAGGAUUGCACUGUUAUGCUUGCAUGCAAGGUGGCCAACGUGAAGAAGGAGACCGCUUUCCACUGGUACAAAGAGGAUGAUGAGGUUGUUCCAGAAACUCCCCCCAACGUCAUGUCUGGAGCCUGUGCUCUUCCUCUGCCUAUGUUCUCCAGAAAAGAUCAGGGCGUGUUUAAGGCCGUGCUGAGUGACGACAGAGGGAAGGACACGUCUGUGUUCGACAUUUCAGGCCAGGUGUUUGAUGACAUCAUCAACGCCAUCGCCCACAUUGCUGGUGCGUCUGCCUCUGACCUGGUGAUGCAGUGUACUCCAGAGGGCAUCCGGCUGCAGUGCUACAUGAACUACUACACCGAGGAGAUGAAGACCGUCUGGAAGCACAAAGAGAGUAAGAUCGCCUCCUCUGAGAAGAUGAGGAUCGGCGGCACAGCGGAGAUGGCCUGGAUGCAGAUCUGUGACCCGUCCGAUAAAGAGAAAGGUCACUACGCCAUCGAGAUCUCAGACGGUGUUACCACCCACACCCGGACGUUCGACCUCUCAGGACAAGCCUACACUGAUGCCUAUGAGGAGUACCUCAGACUGAAAGCUGCAGCGUUUGCUGAGAAGAACCGUGGCAGAGUGGUGGGUGGCCUACCUGAUGUGGUCACCAUUAUGGAACAGAAGUCUCUGAGCCUGACCUGCACCGUGUGGGGCGAGCCCACCCCUGAGGUCACCUGGUUUAAGAACGAGCAGGAAGUCUCCUCCACCGAGCACACCAAAGUCACGUUUGACGGCGGCAAGUUCGCCAGCCUCGUCAUCAACAAGGUCACCCCCGAAGACUCCGGAAAGUACAGCAUCAACGUUCGGAACAAGUAUGGUGGCGAGUUCGUGGAGAUCACUGUCAGCGUCUACCGACACGGAGAACCGAUCCCAGAGCCCAAGCUGGGACAGCCCAGAAUGGCCACGCCUGCAGCCGCGCCCAAGUCCCCAGCUCCACCCGCCAAAACCCCGACCCCCACCCCGUCCAAAGCCCCGACCCCAGCGCAGUCCAUGAAGAGCCCGACCCCCGCCUCCACCCCUGGUUCUACCCCAGUCCCCAAGUCUCCAACCCCAACUCCCAAGUCUCCAACCCCCACCCCCAAGUCUCCAACUCCACCUCGCAGCGUGAAGUCUCCAACCCCACCCAGAUUUAUGAAGUCUCCAACCCCACCCAGAAAGUAGGACAUGGAGGUGUCUGAGGGCGAGACGGUUCCCAGUCUGUAAACUGCUUCCACACCUCGUUCAACAUGUCGCCGUUUCCCUUCAUCACCAGUGGAGGCUGGAAAAAACCAGUAAGAAACCAGAGAAGCCGUCGUAGAUUAAAGUUCACGGCUUUAAAAGCUGAACCUUCCACUGAGCAGUGUCAGUGGAAUGCUUGCAUCUUAUUUCAUACAUGAUUGAUUACAGCUUAUCACACACCUGCUUCUUCCACCAGCAUCAAUCACCAUGGUUACAGAGUUUUGUGUCCAAUAUCCAUAAAUUUUCUUUAAUUAUGCUGAAACCAUGACAGAGUUGUAAUACAGCAGAAAUGACCUGAGUAUGUGCAGUCAGAAAGAUGAUGAGAUGAUCUCACUGUUCUCACAUCAUAAUGAAGGAAUUCACUGAGGCCAUGAAUAAAAAUGUUCACUUCCUGUCUGAACUGUCUGUGGCUUGUUUUCUUUUCCCUCCACUGCAUCGUGACGUUAAUAAACCUUCCUCAUCUUC
This is a messenger RNA of Melanotaenia boesemani (Boeseman's rainbowfish), 5199 nucleotides long. RefSeq names its product myomesin 2a (gene myom2a). The coding region runs from base 142 to 4677 and encodes 1511 amino acids. Gene Ontology annotation, molecular function: protein binding. The record is from RefSeq and is a predicted model, not a curated record. Lineage: Eukaryota; Metazoa; Chordata; Actinopteri; Atheriniformes; Melanotaeniidae. The transcript has 37 exons.